UCAAGCUUGAUACUUAUUCUAUCGGUCUCCUUUGCUGAACGGCUAAAUUUUAGGGACGUAAACACACCAAUACCCGUAGUCAGGCUGUGGUGGUAGGACAAACACAGUUACAAAGAAUUUAGUAAAAUAAGUUAUCAUUAAGCUAGUGUUAGGAACGUAAAUUGUGACUAAAAUUUGGUGGAAGAUUUUAAUUCGAAACUUUUGUAAACAAGACAUUUGUACUACAAAACGAGCGGCGGUUUCAGGCGGAUCGGUAUCAAAACGGUUAAACGAUAUAAAUAAGAUAUACAGUUACAAAAUAAACUGAUUCAAAGUCAGGUCGUUGUAAAAAUUUUUACGAGUUUUCGUGAGGCGGUGAGCUGGUAGAAUCGCUAGAACGUCGGAGAAAAUGCUUUGUGGUAUUUGUUCUGCCUCUACGUUCUGAGAUCCAGUCCCGCUGAGAUCAAUUCAAUCUUUCAUCAUCUUAGGAUCGAUAAAACUAAAAUAUCUGUUGAGCACUCGGUGAUGUAAUUGACAAACCUGCUUCCCUUUAAAUGACUGACCAGUUGUUGAAUUGUCAGCACGUCAGACAAAAUACUUAGCAGUAUUUCCGCUGGCUCUUUGCGUUCUGAAUUACGCCGAGGUUGACUUUGCUUUUCAUGCUUUCGGAGUCAAUAAAAUAAGAUAAGAACCUGUUGAGCACCAAGGUCAAUGUUAUCGACUAACCUCCUCUAACAUUACUAGCCUUGUGUCACAAUUUGAAACAUUAUUAUUAUCCUAAUGGAAUUAAAUAGCAAGACCGUGUUGUUUAAUACUAGAUUAACCUGAAAAACCAUUGUGAAAAUUGAUGAGUAUUUGGGUGCUAUUUCUUCUAGAAGGUUGCACGGCCACGUAAAUGACUCCUCGUUGAUACGUAAUAUUUAUUUUGCAAGAUGAUAACUUCUCGAGUUACCAAGGAUUGGAUCGAUCGCAAAAGUGAAUUGAUUUAUUUGAACGUGUUUCUGAAAGUAUUAAAUUACAUUAGCGACUUUUUGACUUACGACACCGGUGUCAUUCAGGCGGGAAGUAAUUGCUAAAGACACCGCCUUUUAAUGUGUGUUUAUAAUUAGUGCAGCUAAUCUAAUUAUAUUUUCUUUGAUAAUUAUUAUCUCAUUAAUAGGUGAACGUUGAUUUGUGUGGAUAGCGUAUGGCAGCUCAGUCGGUGUUCCAUCAUCUCCACGAUCAAAUGUUUUGCUUCAUCACAAAAUACCAAUUAGUCGCCAAUUAGUUGUUCACUUAUUUUACAAGACAAGGAAAAGUCGAUUUUUUUUUAUUACCAACGAAUGAGUGAAUGAAUAACUUUGCUGACCAUUCUUCAUUUUCCAAUUGACUAUCAGGUCUAAAUCGCCUAACCUGUACGAAAGGAUUUGCCUAAAAAAAGAUAGUGGUUUCUGACGGUGAGAUUCGUUCAAAAGACUUAACAACAAAAAAAUAAUAAGGCAUAGGAAAAACAUGCAUCUUGCAUUCAAAAUGAGACGUGUAAUCGUAAAAAUUUACUGAUCUUCCACAGCAGGUUAGCAGAAGACUUCUUGAUUUUACUAGGAACCUUUCCACCAAUCAUUUAUCGAAUCUUUUUUCUUCAUCUUUCAGCCGACAUAUCUAUCAACCAGACUUACGUUCCUUUAACGUCCAAAGUGAAACGGCUCUUGUUUUACAAUAACAUGCAAUUGAGAAGAAGAUCCAAACAAAAGAAAACAAGUAUUCGAGUAGUAAGUAGAAAAUAUAGCUACAUCGUAUAUUAAGUACACGUCUGCAGUCCAUGAUUAUGUGAAACAAAACCUGAACCAUAAUAGUGACUAAUUAAUUAAUAUGGAGGACAUUAAUUACUUUUGACACAACUGUUUUUAACAAUGGAGAACAAAAGGACAGUGAUGAGAAACUUUUUAUGAAUAUGUGAAUAAAAAAAAACUUAACUAAUUAUAGUUAAGAGAUUGUACUAACAUUUCUCAACCUUUAAAGAAUUCUUCGAAUAUUAAUUAAUAUGGAGGACGUUAAUUACUUGGACACUUCUAAUACAACUGUUUUUAACAGUGGAGAUACAUUAACAGAGACAGACGGUGAUGAAAAGCCUUUAAUUAGUGAAACAUUUACUAAACAGAAAUCAUCAAACAGCAAUAUUGCUAAAUUUCGUUGUGAGAUUUGUAGGAAAAUUUUCACUUCAGAAUAUGAAGUUCUUACACACAAAGAGAUUCACAACAAGGAAAAACCAUUCCACUGUGAAGUAUGUGGCAAGUCCUUUGUCUAUAACAGUGACUUCACAAGACAUAAAAGGAUUCACACUAGUGAAAGACCCUAUCUUUGUGAAAUUUGUGGGAAAUCCUUCACACAAAAUUCUCACCUUCUGAACCAUAUACGUAGUCACACCGGAGAGAAACUGUUUCCUUGUGAAAUAUGCGGAAAAUAUUUGGUAUCUAACAGUAGUUUAACGAAACACAUGAGAAUCCACACUGGAGAAAAGCCAUAUCAUUGUGAAAUCUGUGCCAAGUCCUUCUCUGAUAAUGCUAAUCUUGUCGUCCACGUCAGAAUACACACAGGAGAAAAACCGUUUCACUGUGAAAUGUGUGGGAAAUCAUUUACUACUAAUUCUAAACUUACAGUACAUAAACGUUGUCACACUGGUGAGAAACAGUUCCACUGUGAGAUAUGCGGGAAGUCUUUUAUUCAGAAUUCUAAACUAACAAUCCAUAAACGGACCCACACUGGUGAAAAAUUGUUUCACUGUGAAAUCUGUUUGAAAUCUUUUUCUUCUAACAGUGUCUUAACGAAACAUAAGAGUUUACACUCCGGAGAAAAACGCUUUCACUGUGAAACGUGUGGCAAAUAUUUUGCUCAGAAAUCUUUUAUUAUUCACAAUUGUAGUCAGGUUGGGAAAAAACCCCUAACGUGAUGAAUUAUGUGGGCAUUAUUUUGUUGAUGACAGUAAUUUUGGUUUCAAAUUUUGGCACAAGGCCAGCAAGAUGGAGUAAAUAGAUUACAUCAACGCCAUAAUAGUAAUGAAAGGAGAAGUCAGCCUCUACAGAAUUUGAACUCAGAACAUAAAGUCAGAGCAAACACUAUACUUUCAUAUAUAUUGGUUUGUGAGAGAGAAUAGGUUGAUUACAUCAACCCCAGUGCUUGUCUGAUCGACCCCAGAAAAGAUGAAAAGCAAAGUCAACCUCAGUGGAAAUUGAACUCAGAAGGUAAAGACAGUUUUAUUGUGAAAUGUGCAGUAAAUCUUUUAUUUAGAAUUCUAAACUAACAAGCCAUAAAUGGACCCACACUGGUGAAAAACUGUUUGACUAUGAAAUCUGUUUGAAAUCAUUUUCUCCUCACAGUGUCUUAAAACAUAAAAGUUUACACUCUGGAGAAAAACACUUCCACUGUGAAAUGCGUGGUGAAUAUUUUGCUUAGAAAUCUUUUGUUAUCUACAGUUUUCUGGUGCACCAGUCCUCAAUCAAACCGUCCACCCCAUGCCAGCAUGGAAAGCAGACGUUAAACAAUGAUGAUCUGAGAGAAAGAUCUAUUUGCCCUUAAUAUAUUACAGACAUGAAGGCACACGGCUCAAUGGUUAGAAGGAGAGAUGUGAAACUUGGGGAAGAUUAUUUUCUCUCAUCAGAAAUAUUGUUAAACAUAAGCAAAUAUAUGUGGAGGAAGGAAAAGGUUAUUGAAAUGAUUUGUUGAAUAUAUUUGGUCUGUAACUAGAAAUGAAAAGAAGAGGAAGUCUUAAGAAUUAAUGUGUUGAAACUGGAAGUGGGUAUUUGGGAGUUGACUGUAAUAGAAGCAUAUCUCAAUUUAUACCUUUUCUUCACAUCGUUUUGAACCCUUUAACAUUUAAACCGGCCAUAUCUGACCCAAAUAUUCCAACUGUUUUAUGUUCAAGCUGGCUAGAUGUGGCCUCUCACACUAACCCUACAAUACAUUCUAAAAAUUGGGAGUUACUCAAAAUCUCAAAGCUAUCACAUAAUGCAUGAUUAAUUCAAAGCAAUGUGAAUAAAUAAGCAUUACAUUGGCUCAGUGGUUCGAGUGCUGGGCUCACAAUCAUGAGGCAGUGAGUUCAAUUCGCAGACCAGGCUGUGUGUUGUGUUCUUGAGCAAGGCACUUUAUUUCACAUCACUCCAGUUCACUCAGCUCCAUUGGCCUUUCUCUUGGAUAACAUCAGUGGUGUGGAAAGGGAAGAUUGUUAUGCAUGGGUAACUACUGGUCUUCCACAAACAACCUUACCUGGACUUUUGCUUCAGAGGGGAACUUACUAGGUGCAACUUCAUGGCCAUUCAUAACCAAAAGGGGUCUUUACCCUAUAUACAUAUAAUGGCAUGGAGAAAGGAGGCUGGUAUGCAUGGUCGACUGCUGGUCUUCUAUAAACAAAUCUGCACCUUUGAUGGGAUCUUCUAGGUGCAGUUCCAUGGCCCUUCAUGACUGAAGGGGACCUUUUACAUUUGACAGAAUAAUGUGAAGGACCUUAACAGAAAGAAAACCUCGGCUUCAGUCGGUUUGUCUGACCCUAACCAAUACCGAAAUACAAAAACCAAAUAAAAUACCUGUGAAAAUACGUACAAAAUACCUGUGAAAAUACGUACAAAUCAUUUAUUAUCACAGAUGUAAACUAAUAAAUUCUUUUUUUAAUAUUU
This is a messenger RNA of Octopus bimaculoides (California two-spot octopus), 4625 nucleotides long. RefSeq lists its product as uncharacterized. Lineage: Eukaryota; Metazoa; Mollusca; Cephalopoda; Octopoda; Octopodidae. Gene Ontology annotation, molecular function: DNA-binding transcription factor activity; RNA polymerase II cis-regulatory region sequence-specific DNA binding. Gene Ontology annotation, biological process: regulation of transcription by RNA polymerase II. The record is from RefSeq and is a predicted model, not a curated record.